UACAGUUUCCCCCCUCUCCUCCUUUAGAUUCCUCUCAUAAACUACAUACACCCUCACAAUGGCUCUUACACAAGCUCAGGUCGCCAUCGUCAAGUCGACGGCUCCCAUCCUCAAGGAGCACGGCAAGACCAUCACCACCACCUUCUACCGCAACAUGCUCGGCGCUCACCCCGAGCUCAAGAACUACUUCUCAUUGCGCAACCAGCAGACGGGUGCUCAGCAGGCCGCCCUCGCCAACUCUGUCCUCGCCUACGCAACCCACAUCGACGACCUCGGCAAGCUGUCCCAUGCUGUUGAGCGUAUUGCUCAGAAGCACGUUUCGCUCUUUAUCAAGCCUGAGCAGUAUCAAAUUGUCGGUACGCAUCUGAUUGGUGCUAUUGGUGAGGUUCUCGGCUCUGCCCUGACCACCGAGAUCAAGGAGGCUUGGAUCGCCGCCUACGGUCAGCUGGCCGACAUCUUUAUCAAGCGAGAAGGCGAUCUGUACGAGGCUGCUGGAGAGUGGAACUCGUGGCGCAAGUUCAAGAUUGUCAAGAAGGAGGCUGAGAACGACGCCGUUACCAGCUUCUAUCUUGAGGCCCUUGAUGGCAAGCCCCUGCCCAAGUUCCUCCCCGGCCAGUACGUCAGCCUGCAGAUUCCCAUCCCUGAGCUCGACGGUCUCCUCCAGAGCCGACAGUUCAGUCUCAGCGAAGCCCCUGGCAGCAACCAUCUCCGCGUGAGCGUCAAGCUUGAGGGUCCCACCGAGGAGCCCUCCAUCCAGGACUUGGCCGCUGGCAAGAUCGCCGGUCUUGUUUCUAACCGCCUGCACAAGCGCUACAACGUCGGGGACGAGGUUGAACUAAGCCCUCCCUGCGGAGAAUUCUUUGUCAACCCUGCCGACACCUCUGCCGCCAAGAAGCCCCUGGUUCUCGUCUCUGCUGGUGUCGGCGCUACUCCUCUCGUCUCCAUCUACGACUCCGUCCUCGCCUCCGAGACUGCCUCACGACCCAUCACCUGGAUCCACGGCGCCCGCUACUCAGGAUCUACUUGCUUCGUGCCUCACAUUCUCGAGACAGCCAAGCAGCACGACAACGUGACGGCCAAGAUCUUCCUCGAGGACGCCAAGGACGGCGACGCCUUUGACUUUGAGGGCCAGAUCGACCUCGCCCGCCUCGAGAAGGAGAACCUCCUCCACCUCAACAACCAAGAGGCAGAGUACUUCAUCUGCGGUCCUGAGGACUGGAUGGUUGGCGUGAGGACCUGGCUCGAGGAGAAGGGUGUUCCCCGCGAGCGCCAGCACCUCGAGCUGUUCAAGACUGGAGAUGUCUAAUUUCCUAGAACGAUACAACGAGAAACUGGGAUGUUUAAAAAGAGAAUGGGAUACACGCUAGGAUUCAGGAUGACGAUGUCAGGGUUUUCUUUUCUGUCUUGUCUUUUUACUGCGAAUACUUUGUUAUUUGUUCAUCUGGCAUUUCGAAGGCGUUGGAAUCCUAGCUUUUCUAUAGCGGGUGGUUUUCUUGACUACACCGAAUUUUGUUUUCCAAAGAGUAGAAAGCGUAUAUCCUAGAUACCACCCAUCUCGAACGAAAAAUGAAUGUUAUUAUUUUUAG
Fusarium vanettenii 77-13-4 is the source of this 1586-nucleotide messenger RNA. RefSeq lists its product as uncharacterized. Lineage: Eukaryota; Fungi; Ascomycota; Sordariomycetes; Hypocreales; Nectriaceae. Gene Ontology annotation, cellular component: intracellular anatomical structure. Gene Ontology annotation, molecular function: FAD binding; nitric oxide dioxygenase [NAD(P)H] activity; oxygen binding. The record is from RefSeq and is a predicted model, not a curated record. Gene Ontology annotation, biological process: cellular response to nitrosative stress; nitric oxide catabolic process. The transcript has a single exon. Bases 59 to 1306 code for a protein of 415 amino acids.